Maudiozyma saulgeensis is the source of this 651-nucleotide messenger RNA. Lineage: Eukaryota; Fungi; Ascomycota; Saccharomycetes; Saccharomycetales; Saccharomycetaceae. The record is from the annotation of a GenBank genome assembly.
AUGAAUGAAGCUGCUAACGACAAUUUCCAGUACAUAUCUCAAUUAAUGGCUACAUUAGCAUCCGAAUCAAGAUCAAAUAGACAAGAGACGGACAAGAUAGAAUUACUUUUGAAAAGAGUUGCAAAACAAUCUGCUAUAUCAUAUGAAAAAUUCGGAGAAGAUGUUUCCUCAGAGACACUUCAAAAUUAUGAGAAUCUAUCAAUACCGUCUGAGGUGGACAUUUUGGUAAAUGAAAAUUAUGAUUUGCUAUAUCAAAUUGAGCAACAAAGAUUUAUAAAUAAUAAGAUAUCUAUACUAAUACAAAAAAUAAUGGAACACUUUAUAUCAAUCAAGAAUUUUAUUAAAGAACAAAAAUUUAUGAGAGAUCAAGAUCUGGAUAAUUUUAUCUACGAAAAUUUUGAAUCCCAGGCUGUGAUACUUGAUUCUCAUCUUAAUAUUUUAAGGGAAAAGAAAGAUAUCAGUGGGAAAAAUUUAUCUCGGAUAAUAACAAAACUUAAAGACAUAUUUAAAACUCUUGAUUGGUCCCUAAUAUCGAAAAAUAAACACGAAUUUAAACUAUUGUUGAACCAAAUUCAAAAUUUAGAUGAAACAUUCAACAUAAAGCUCCUUAAUGAGUAUGAUGUUGCUCUUGCGAUGCAAUUCAGCGAAUAA